This is a messenger RNA of Lentinula edodes (shiitake mushroom), 1938 nucleotides long. RefSeq lists its product as uncharacterized. The record is from RefSeq and is a predicted model, not a curated record. The transcript is spliced from 11 exons. Bases 1 to 1938 code for a protein of 645 amino acids. Lineage: Eukaryota; Fungi; Basidiomycota; Agaricomycetes; Agaricales; Omphalotaceae.
AUGCCCAAAUCCAAAGUCAGUGCUAGUGCCCGUAACAAAGCUAUCGACCCCACUCGUGCAGCUACCAAUUCAAAAGUCCUCAAGACUCGUGAUGCAGCAAAGACAAAGACUAAGAACACGAAAGCAACUGUUUGUACCAAUGAGCAGCUCGAGAUAGCUACUGCCAGUCGUGGAGAUGUUAUCUUGAUGGAAUCUGACGCACCCUCUAACAAAGAGAACAAUAGUAUGAAGGCUGUAUCUGUCGGAAAACGCAAGGACAGGAAGGCAGAUGGCAAGGCACCACGUGUGAAUAAUAAGGACAAGGACAUUGCAGUAGCAGUCUCCGAGGCUCCCGCUGUACCCGUUGUUGUCAAUGACAAUCCAUUUGUCCCAGGACCACGUCCGUACUCACGCAAAGGCAAGAAUGCUGAGACUGUCGUUCUGAACAAGUACCGUGCCUCCAUUGAUGAGCUCCGUCGUCGUGCUGAUGAACUCGAAUACCGUAUUCAUAAUGGUGACACAUCGGCGUUGUAUGAGGAAGAAGUUGAUGCUCACAUUCAUCGUGGACGCAAGAACAUAGCACAUGAUGAGAAGGUCCGCGUCGCUGCUAGAUAUGAAGGCGCCAAAGCUACUGACGCAAUCAAGACUACCAACAACGUCAAUCACAGCAAAUAUUUUAUCAAGAAUGUUACAGAUACGAAAUGCUCUCCUGAAGAUGUCAUCUGCAAGCCUGAGGGUCAACUUUCAGAACCAGGCAGAGGUGGGUACAAGCUUCGGGAAGCUAUGCAGCUAAAUGAUAGCAAAGACUACUCCACAUUUCGGAGCACUGUUAGGUCAACUGUCAUUCGCUGCCACGUCGACUACAGUGUCCCAUUCUCCCAGCAACUUCCUGAAGUCAUCGCUAACUUUUGCAAGCUGCUCGUGAAGGAGCAGCCUUAUCUAACGAAGAAUCGCUUCCCCGGAUACUGGGCUUCCCGUGCUGCUUUGAAAAGUAAUAUCAGCUAUGUCCGUCGCUACGAGACCAGGAAGACCAAGGGCAAACGGGUUCGACCUUACACCCAUUACGUUGACACACAAGCAGAAAUCCACAUUGAAGGAGAAAGUGAUGAGGAGAAAGAGGAGGAGGAGGAGGAGGAGGAGGAGGAGGAGGAGGAGGAAGAUGAUGAUGAUGGAUUUCGAUAUGACUGGUAUGCGGGCUAUUACAAGGAUGAAUUUCAUCCGACCGAGGGUACACAGUGGAUGGUGAUUGGAGGUCAGUUAUUGGAUAGUUUGCGGGCUUGGUGUGAGGCUGCUAGCAUUACAAUGACAGGAGUUCAGUUGAAGGAUACAAACUCUACUUCCAAUUCAGCUUUUACGGCUUUACAUUUUUCCUUCUUUGCAAAAUACAGUGUUAGUGGCAAGAACGCUCCUACAGAUGUUCACCCCCUCCUUCUUAGACGCACUGAAGACAAAAAAACCAACACAUCUCAAUUUCAUGUUUAUGCCUCUGCAGAUAUGAAAAAAUAUCCUGAAGCCUACGACCUUUUGUGUACUGCAUUGGAAGAUGCUAUAGAGCAAAUAGCAGAUAAGGCUCUUCUUAGACAUCCCAAUUUCUUCCAGAGCAUGCAAGGGGAAAUCAACAUAGUUCCUUUUUAUGACUCCACCCCUGGGCGCCCAUUCCAAAGCAUGGUUAUCAAUCUCAAUUGUGCUACCUUAGCUCAUAAAGAUACCAAAGAUAGAAAAGGUUGUGUGGUGUUAGUUAUCAGCCUGUGCAAAGGAGGUGAACUCUGCCUUUUUGAGCCUAGGCUGGUUCUGGAAAUGUCCAAUGGAGACUUUAUAGUUUUUCCUUCCAAAGUCUACACACAUUUCAAUCUUCACUAUUGGGGUAUCAGAUCUUCACUUGUUCUUCACUCAGAUAUCGAUGGGGAAUCUUAUAAGUUAGACAGUAAUGGUUGGGGACAAAACAAUUUUGUUUUAUAG